Salvelinus namaycush (lake trout) is the source of this 2660-nucleotide messenger RNA. RefSeq names its product protein FAM219B-like. Lineage: Eukaryota; Metazoa; Chordata; Actinopteri; Salmoniformes; Salmonidae. The transcript has 6 exons. Bases 427 to 834 code for a protein of 135 amino acids. The record is from RefSeq and is a predicted model, not a curated record.
GCUCCUUGGUAAUGUGACCCAUUGAUCGCAAACUACUUGUCCACGGACUGGCGGAGACGGGUGCCGCGAGGCAUCCAGUGCGGUAACGCGACCGGUCCCGGAGAAACUGGCGGGAGCCCUGGGGAGAGUUCUCUUUUCUUUGUGAAGGGCAGAGCGCCCUGGAAUGGGUUCGCCCCGGGAGAGGGACCCAAGCCCUGGAAAGCAUUGCGGUUUUGGCGGCGUCCGGUGAGCUCUCCCUGGCCCUCGAAGAUCUGGUGGCGAGGGUGUAAAUCUCACGCCGGGCCGUACCCAUAUCCACAGCAGGUCUCCAAGGUGAACAGCCUCUGGCAUGUUAUAACAAUGUAGGGUCCUGGCACUGGCAGCAGCUCAAGACCAAGGGCUACAGAUGGGGGCAUCAGACCUUUGGAGAAGAGGGGACCCUACAUCAUGUCCAAAGCCCCAGCCAUUCACAUGAAACUACAGAAACACCGUGAGAUGGCCCGCAAAGCAAUGAAGAAAAAAGGCCUUACCUCAGGGGGUCCAGUGAUGCAACAGCCCAGGCAAGGAGGAAAGAGAAGUGUGAAGUUCAACAAAGGCUAUGCCGCUUUGAGUCAGCACGCUGAAGAGACAUUGGUAGCAUUGGAAUCAGACAGUGAUGAUGAGCUAGAUGUCGAGCAGUAUUCCUCAGGAUAUUCUUCAGCUGAGGUACACCCAGACCUGAGCAGGCAGCUGCUGCAGGAUGGAUACCGGCUGGAUGAGAUCCCUGACGACGAGGACCUGGACCUCAUUCCCCCUAAAGCCAUGGGUUCCUCAGCCUGCUGCUGCGCUGAGGCCUGGUCGUGCUCCGUGCAGUGAGGAGGGCACUUAGUGCUGUGACCUGGCUGACCCUGCAGCUCUGUGUUUAAAGACUGGACCUCUGUUACCCUGACCUUAGCCACUGUUUAAGUCAAGGAAGGCCUCCUGUUACCCAAACCCUACCACUGUCUAAGCAUGGAACCCCCCUAACACUUUCAAGCCUAGCCACUGUUUAUGCAGUGCUCUCUACACCCUAACUAACCUUAAGCAUGGACAGAAGUCAUCCUAAGCCUUAGCCACUGUCCAAGCAGGGCUCUCUGUCACCCCAAAGGUUGACCUCUGUGUUAUUUUGGAUCUAGAUGAAAUGCUAACCAUGCUGCAGCCCCUCUGAAUAGACAGGUGCAGGGUGAUUCAUCUCUGGAAAUGCACUACACUCAUUCACCUGAUGGAGAAGGUCACUGUCUUGUUGUCCUCUUUGGCAUAUCUCUCCCAGGUCUAUUUAAACAUAGAAAAUUGAUAUGCAUACAGCAAAUGUCCUAGAGCGGUUUGAACGCUAAAGUUUUUCCGCAAGCUUGUCUUGCUCCAAUUCCCUUUUUUUUAAAGUAAGCCCUUUGAAAACAAACCUGAACAUUCCCUAACUUUAGAUAUAUUGAUUGGCAUUUUUAAUACAUCUUCCUAAAAUUCCCUGUUUUUGUUGCAAAUCCUUGGUAUUAAUCUGGGGUCUAACCUCAAACCCUUGUCUGUGGCUUUGACACUACAUGGUUUACUUGUAUGUGAAUUAAUGCUUUAAAUUAUAUAGGGAAACUAGCACUUACUCAUGUCAGGCUGCCUUUCAAUGCUUUUUCCAAAAAAAGUGUUAUGUUAAAGGGUUACAAAAUGGCACUGUUUUUACUGUAAUGUUACAGCAAUGAGAACUGGUCAAUCUUGUCCUGCGUGUUAGAGGUAACAUUACAGCCCAUGGUGUCACUGAGGUUAACCACUACCUCCUGGCAAUGCUGUACACAACACAAUAACCUACUUGAUCCUCUGCCUACUACAUAUAGUAGUUACUAGAUACUCACAGGGACAUGCAUACGAUAUCAGAAGGCGAUCUGAACAGACAAGUCACCUACCUGUUGUUACAUUUUGAUCACUCUCACUCGCAUGUCACUCAGCUAAUUGUAAAUUUUCCCACCCUUAUGUUAGUGUUUUGGUAUCUUCUGAUUUUUAAAGCAAGCAUUGCAUUGUCAGUACACUAAAUAUUUAGAAGAAAUCUGUCUGUGUUGUCAGGCAUUAGAAUGAGUGAUUCUCAUCACUCGAGCCCUUACAUGUGUGGCUAAAGAUAAGAAGUGUGUUUGUGUUUGCUAGUUGCUGUUUAUCAGUGCAGACUUAAUGUGGAAGUGUGUCAGUCUGGCGGUGUUUACACAAGAGACCCAAUUCUGAUAUUUUUUUCACUAAUUGGUCUUUUGACCAAUCACAUCAGCUUUGAAAAAGAGCUGCCGUGGAAAGUUCUGGCAUGAUUGGUCAAAAGACCAAUUAGUAGAAAGAAUAUCAGAAUUGGGCUGCCUGUUUAAACGCAGCCAUUGAGUGCUUGACCUGUGUGCUAGAUAGAUAAAUAUUGCACUCAACACCAACCGGUGCAGUCAGUAGCCAGUACACUGCACUCGCCUGUACUAUGCAACCAAUGGGACAAUCUGCUUCUGUAUCCUAGUUAAAACAAUAUACCAAGUGUUACUGAGUGCUAAAUGUAAAAAAAACUUGAAAUAUUAUGUAUAGGAAACUAUUUUUAUUUGAUUAUAAAGAUUGUUUUGCUAUAUUCAAUAUAAUUAAUAUGCACACAUCCUUUUGUAAUUUUCUUCUGGUUUGCUGGAGGGGAUGUUACACCAUUGAAAGUUAUUUUUACAGAA